UGUGUGUGGAGCAGUCAACAAUCGAGGCACGUGGAGUGUGGUUAUUCGUUUCAAACGCCAGCUCUGCCGCUGCCCCGUGUUCGCGGAAAGGGAGAAAUUUCUCUUUUCGGCUUUUUUAAGACUCCUCAGUCCAGGACUUUGACGCAGAUUCUAUUGCUGUUCACUGUUUGGUGUUUCAACCAUGCCAAAGUACUAUUGCGAUUAUUGCGACACAUACUUAACACAUGAUUCGCCAUCUGUCCGGAAGACGCACUGUGCCGGACGGAAGCACAAGGAUAAUGUUAAAUUUUACUAUCAAAAGUGGAUGGAAGACCAGGCACAAAGUUUGAUUGACGCGACAACUGCUGCCUUCAAAGCAGGAAAAAUACCAGCAAAUCCAUUUGGAGCACCUGGAAAGGGUGUAGCUAUCCCACCUCCAGGAAUGCUCCCACCACGUAUGGGGAUGCCUCCUCCGCCCGGAAUGAUGGGACGACCUCCAAUGCUUCCUCCUGGAAUGCCACCAAUGAUGAUGCCGCCAGGUGGUCCUCCAGGUAUGCCUCCAGGAAUGCUGGCGGGGAUGCGCCCUCCGAUGGGUCUUGGAAUUCCCCCGGGAAUGCCACCCCCACUAAUCCCUCCUCCUGGUCAACCCCAACCACUCAUGGCGAGACCGCUUCUUCCCCCAACCUCUGGAUAGUAAAAAUGAAAGUUUACAGCUAUCGAACCAUUCACUUUUUUCAGACUAGAAUGUAUUAAUUAUUGAACACAUAGUUUAAGAAACACCAUUUUAUCUACCUUGUCCGCUUGUUUGUAAUACAAAAGAAAACAUUUGUAAAUGUCAAUUCUUGUUUCUUAUUACAUAAAAAUUUUAUAUACA
This is a messenger RNA of Folsomia candida, 853 nucleotides long. It is a transcript of the gene snRNP-U1-C, whose product is annotated as U1 small nuclear ribonucleoprotein C. Gene Ontology annotation, biological process: mRNA 5'-splice site recognition; spliceosomal snRNP assembly; mRNA splicing, via spliceosome. The transcript is spliced from 6 exons. Lineage: Eukaryota; Metazoa; Arthropoda; Collembola; Entomobryomorpha; Isotomidae. Gene Ontology annotation, cellular component: nucleus; U1 snRNP. The record is from RefSeq and is a predicted model, not a curated record. Bases 182 to 673 code for a protein of 163 amino acids. Gene Ontology annotation, molecular function: zinc ion binding; pre-mRNA 5'-splice site binding.